CUUAAAUCCCAACUCUCAAAUUAAUUUGGGUGGUAGUAAAAAAACAUCCAAAAGCAUUUCCCCAUUGCCCGCCCUAUAUUGAUUGCAUUCAUUUGCGUAAAAGCGCAUUGUCAGUGUCACUGCCCUUGAGUUGUAUGCUCAUCUGUUAAUUCAGUUGUCUUUCAUUGUGGCAUGGUCCUGGCCGUCAUUCUUGACAAAGAACUUUGACGUUUUCUCAUUUUCGCUUUUGCAUUUGUACGAAAAAGUCGUACGUGAGGAAGUGAACUGUCAAUACCCAAGAGGUUUUGAGGUUCCCCCUUGUUCUUGGUUGACAUUUUCUUGGCGUAUUAUUUUUCAACUUGAGAGAGGUACUCGUUUCAGUGAUGAAUUACUUCGAGUCGUUCCUAAUAGACUCGAUGGUUUAUUGAUAUGUUGUUACCUUGGCAACAUAACAGUACUAUUGCAUUUCGCAAAAAGGAGCUUACAAGUCCAUAAAUGGUCAAGGCCCGUGGGUCAAAGCAGUAAUCCGUAUUAGAGUCGGCAAAGAAAUGGUCAAAAGCAGUAGAAUAAAAGUUGUGGCCGUUUCACCUUCUAACAUUGUGACAAGCGACUACCUAACUAAUGAUUCGACAGUUUUAAAUUUUGAUUGGUCUUUGAAGCCGAUAACGACUUGGCUUCACAUUUUUGGCAUUCAGCCACCGGUAAUCUCCUCUGUCAACCGCGAUAGUUAUUGCAAUCGGUUUGUAUUACUCAUUCCAAUUGCAGCAGUGUUCUAUUUUCUGAAUGUUGGCUGCCAUGGGUUCGCUCUAGGACAGAUGAAGUGGAAUGUCAUCAAGAAGAACUAUAGCAGUUCUACCAGGAACUGGAAUUCAAUCAUUAACGAAAUGAAUUUUAGUUUUUUGACUUUGGCGACACAUUCCGCUCUUUUAUUCGUCAGCUAUUUCAUGGCUUGGAAGGGUCUGACGGAAGUGCUCCGGCGAUUGGAACAAUGCCACCAGUUUGACAGUGGCCAUUAUACAAAAUUCCGGAGAAUCUGUACCGUUGGGUCUUGCUUCAUGUUGAUCGAAAUUGCCAUUGAAUUAUCUGAGACACUUCACGCCCGUUUAUUGUUCGACGCAAAGAUAUUACCUACCUUCUGUGUUAUUUUAUCUGGAUUGAGGAUGGUGUCACUCGUGUUCCCAUUUCUUGGCACUAUCCUGUUCUGUUGUCUGGGAUGGAUGGCUUCGAUCAUGUUACGAAUCAUGGCAGAGGAAAUUGAAUCCUCAAUCAUCAAUCGUCCUGAUAAUAACUCUAGAUUGAAUAAUUGGGUCUUGAUGUCUUUGGAUGGAUGGAGGCGCCGCUAUUUCCUGAUUGUCGAAUUUGUGCAGCAAAUCAACUGCCAUUUCGGUUUUAUUCUUUUGGUUGUCACGGCAUCAGAAUUCGUUCGGAUAACCAACACAUCUUUCCAAUUACUCAUUGAAUUUCUAAAUAACAGUUGGACAUGGUCUAGUAUGUCCACUAUCUUGAUUGCCUUUGACUUUAUCAAAGAGACGGCCUGCUUCUGUAUUUUGCUCUACGUACCUACUAAAAUCCAUGGAGAAGCCAGUGACCUGGUCAAACAGCUGCGGAUGAUGGACUUCGACGAUUACGGUCCCCGAACCCAGAUGAAAUUUCUAGUUGAAGAGAUGACUCAUUCGCUUCCGAGUAUCGCACCAAUGGGGUUAGUUCAAAUAAAUGUCCAACUCAUUCCAACGUUGAUUGGAACGACGUUGACAUAUUUGAUAAUCCUUUGCCAGUUUCAUUCGUCAGAAACUGUAAAAUAAAGUAGGA
This is a messenger RNA of Daphnia pulicaria, 1788 nucleotides long. RefSeq lists its product as uncharacterized. Gene Ontology annotation, biological process: sensory perception of taste. The transcript has 5 exons. Lineage: Eukaryota; Metazoa; Arthropoda; Branchiopoda; Diplostraca; Daphniidae. The record is from RefSeq and is a predicted model, not a curated record. Gene Ontology annotation, cellular component: membrane; dendrite; axon. The coding region runs from base 528 to 1781 and encodes 417 amino acids.